This is a messenger RNA of Ziziphus jujuba (common jujube), 2688 nucleotides long. RefSeq names its product oligopeptide transporter 2. Gene Ontology annotation, biological process: transmembrane transport. Lineage: Eukaryota; Viridiplantae; Streptophyta; Magnoliopsida; Rosales; Rhamnaceae. The record is from RefSeq and is a predicted model, not a curated record. Gene Ontology annotation, molecular function: oligopeptide transmembrane transporter activity. The transcript is spliced from 6 exons. The coding region runs from base 258 to 2480 and encodes 740 amino acids.
AUGGCAUUUAAGUAAAUAAAAAAUAAAAAACAGAUUUUUCCAGAGCAAAAUGAAACAACGUACACAUCCACCCUACUGAAAACCCCAACGUCCCACCCCCCGACCCCAACCCCCAAAACUGCACAAAACGUUACAGAUUCCCCAUUUCUCUCCACGUACCAAACAGAAAACACCACCCACACGCACAGAUUCCCACCCACCACACUCUCUCUCUCCACUUUUCCCUUUUCUCUCUCUUCCUUCAGCUCCAAGCAACAAUGGCCGCCGCCAUGGAAAUCGACUCCAUCAACACCAAGGACAACAACAAGGAGCCAGAUGAGAACGAAGACGUUUCGCCGAUCGAGGAGGUCCGGCUAACCGUCUCCAACGAAGACGACCCGACUCUUCCCGUUUGGACUUUCCGGAUGUGGUCUUUGGGCUUGAUUUCGUGCGUGCUCCUCUCGUUCCUCAACACUUUCUUCUCCUACCGAACGGAGCCGCUAUUGAUUUCGAUGAUUUCGGUUCAGGUGGCGACGCUUCCGCUUGGGAGGUUCAUGGCUAGGGUUUUGCCGACGAGGAAGUUUAGGGUUCAUGGAUUGGGCGAAUUCUCGCUCAAUCCAGGUCCGUUCAACAUGAAAGAGCACGUCCUCAUCUCGAUUUUCGCGAAUGCAGGAUCGGCGUUCGGCAACGGUGCUGCGUAUGCCGUCGGCAUUGUCGAUAUCAUCAUCGCAUUUUAUCGCCGGAAGAUCUCGUUCUUGGCCAGUUGGAUUCUCGUCGUUACAACUCAGGUAUUGGGUUACGGAUGGGCUGGAAUUCUGAGGAAGUACUUGGUGGAUUCGCCUCAGAUGUGGUGGCCCAGCAGUCUAGUUCAGGUCUCUCUAUUCAGGGCUUUGCAUGAGAAUGACAAAAACCGAAUGUCCCGAGGGAAAUUCUUCUUGAUUGCACUAAUUUGCAGCUUUUCAUGGUACGUUGUUCCCGGCUACCUUUUCCCAACUUUAUCAACCAUUUCAUGGGUCUGCUGGAUAUUUCCCAACUCAAUCACCGCCCAGCAGCUUGGAUCCGGCAUGCAAGGACUGGGUCUCGGUGCUUUGGCUCUAGACUGGUCGGUCAUUGCAUCGUACCUCGGUAGCCCUCUGAUCAGUCCCUUCUUUGCAAUUGCCAAUGUUGCUGUUGGGUAUUUCCUGUUCAUGUAUGCCAUUCUACCAUUUGUCUACUGGGGCGUCAACCUUUACAAUGCCAAGAAUUUCCCAAUCUUUUCCUCUCACUUAUUCAAUGCACAGGGUCAGAUUUAUAAUGUCUCAGCCAUUGUCAAUAACCAAUUUGAAAUCGACUUGGAUGCAUAUAAGAGGCAAGGUCGCAUUAAUCUCAGUGUUUUCUUUUCUUUCACUUAUGGAAUUGGUUUUGCUGGCAUUAUUUCCACGCUCACUCAUGUGGCCCUGUUCAACGGAAGCGAGAUACGUCAAAGAUUUCGAGCAUCUUACGAAGGAAAGGAAGAUAUACACACAAAAUUAAUGAGGAAAUAUAAGAACAUACCAAACUGGUGGUUUCAUCUGAUGCUUGUGUUGUCCCUAAUACUGUCUCUGGCACUUUGCAUCUUCAUGAAAGAUGAGGUCCAAAUGCCAUGGUGGGGACUCAUUUUUGCUGCAGGCCUUGCUUUAAUAUUCACCCUUCCUAUUAGCGUUAUUACUGCCACAACAAAUCAGACACCAGGGCUAAACGUCAUAACGGAAUACAUAAUGGGUAUAAUAUUACCUGGGAAACCAAUAGCCAAUGUGUGCUUCAAGACGUAUGGGUACAUGAGCAUGUCACAAGCUAUUUCAUUUCUCAAUGAUUUCAAGCUUGGCCAUUAUAUGAAGAUUCCACCCAGGUCAAUGUUCGUAGUUCAGUUCAUUGGAACUAUAAUAGCCGGAACAGUCAACUUAGGAGUGGCAUGGUGGCUACUUCACACGGUGGAAAACAUAUGCCAAGACCAGCUGCUCCCACCAAACAGUCCCUGGACAUGUCCUGGCGACCGUGUCUUCUUCGACGCAUCAGUCAUCUGGGGUCUCGUCGGACCUCAACGGAUCUUCGGCAACCUUGGAAACUACCCGGCACUCAACUGGUUCUUCCUCGGCGGAGCUAUUGGACCCUUUUUGAUUUGGCUCCUGCACAAGGCUUUUCCCAAUCAGCAUUGGAUCCCACUUAUCAACCUUCCAGUACUUCUGGGAUCGACGGCUGCGAUGCCGCCUGCAACUUCGGUGAACUUCAACUGCUGGAUCAUUAUGGGAACAAUCUUCAACUUCUUCAUUUUUAGGUACCGAAAGAGGUGGUGGCAGAGGUACAAUUAUGUGCUUUCGGCUGCUUUGGAUGCUGGUUUGGCGUUCAUGGGGGUGCUUCUGUAUUUCUCACUGACAAUGGAGAAUAGAAGCUUGGAAUGGUGGGGUGCGGAUGGUGAGCAUUGCCCAUUGGCUAAAUGUCCCACAGCCAAAGGCAUUGUUGUUGAUGGCUGUCCUGUGAAUUAAUGGUGAAAACUUGCCAGGUUGAAUUUGGUAAAUAAAGUUUAUUUAGCAUUUUCAAUUCUGAAAUGUUUCUUACAUUGGAAAUUUAAAAGGAAAAAAAAAAAAAAAAGAGCUUUUUUUGGCAUUAUCAUGGCUAUUGCAACUUUUUUUAACUUGCACAUAAAGUGAAUGUAAGAACUGUGUUCUUGAAUAGUAAUUGAAGCGAGGAUGU